AUGCAAUGGGCUCGCAAUCAGCUUGAACUCAGGCCAAAGCAAGAAAUCGAUAAGACAACUGGCCGACUUGUCAAAACCGUAAUAAGCAUUAGACAAUGUGUUGAGCCGUCGAGUUGGCCUCCGCUGCUGCCGCGGCGCGAACGCGAGAUAGACGCCGGCUCAACCCACUUUCCCUUCAGUCGGAAGCUGCUGCCCUCGCGUGAAUAUAAGCAGGCUUGUACGUCUAUGUGCAACUGUAUGCGGCCUCGUCGUGGAAAACGCCCUGAGUGUCGAUUCUACCAAUACCACGUAGAGGCUAAAAAUAACUCUAAUUCUGAUUGGCUGUUAUUCAAUUAUCGUUUGCGCUGUGCCGGUCAGGUCACCAAGUCGACUUUUCUUAUUCUCAUUCUCUCUCGGUUACCUAUCGCUCUUGCGUCUUGUCGGCUCGCCAGUCUACCGUGCAGCCUCUCCCUCUCCCUCUCUCAUUCUCGUUCUCUCUCUACAUCACGCGCACGCACGCACGCUCCUUUCAGUUGA
This is a messenger RNA of Protopolystoma xenopodis, 516 nucleotides long. The record is from the annotation of a GenBank genome assembly. Lineage: Eukaryota; Metazoa; Platyhelminthes; Monogenea; Polystomatidea; Polystomatidae.